Messenger RNA from Penicillium alfredii, 1221 nucleotides. RefSeq names its product FYV10 family protein. The record is from RefSeq and is a predicted model, not a curated record. NCBI's taxonomy places the organism in Eukaryota, Fungi, Ascomycota, Eurotiomycetes, Eurotiales, Aspergillaceae. Gene Ontology annotation, molecular function: protein binding; ubiquitin protein ligase activity. Gene Ontology annotation, cellular component: GID complex; nucleus; cytoplasm. Bases 1 to 1221 code for a protein of 406 amino acids. The transcript is spliced from 4 exons. Gene Ontology annotation, biological process: proteasome-mediated ubiquitin-dependent protein catabolic process.
AUGGCCGCCGAGCUGACAUCAAUCAAGCUCAACCCCGAGAGUCACCUCAUCUUGGAUCAACCGCUUCUUCGUCUACCUCAAGAACUGGCUCGCCGGAAUUUCAAAACGGUCCAACGAGUCGUCGAGCGUGAAAAAGAAUAUGUCCUCCCGUCACUUAAAGAUGCCGCCAACGCCUCUCUGUCGAACACCCAGACACCUGACCAGACACUUGCCGCACUCGACGCCAUGAUAGCUCGCAUGCAGGGUCUAAAGCGAAAAAUGGAGAGUCUUCAGGAGGAGGAGAAGAAAAUACAGACUCAAUCUAGGAAGCGUAUCCAACAUCUAGAGACCCUGCACAAGAUCCCGAGUUUGGCCGAUGUCAAAUACGAUCAGUGGUCCCGAGUUCGACUGGAUCGGCUCCUGGUGGAUCAUAUGUUGCGCUCGGGUUACUCGGAAAGUGCGAAGCAGCUGGCCCAAGAACGAGGGGUCGAGGAGCUUGUGGACCUCGACGUCUUUACCCAGUGCCAACGGAUUGUCGAAAGCCUUCGCCGCGGGGAAACUAAGGAGGCAUUGCAGUGGUGUGGGGAGAACAAAGCAGCGUUGAAAAAAAGCCGGAACAAUCUGGAAUUUGAAUUGCGGUUGCAACAAUACAUCGAGAUGGUGCGAACACAAGACAAAUCCAAAAAGCUCGAAGCUAUCAUCCAUGCCAAAAAAUACCUCAUCCCGAACCAGGAGUCCCAAAAGACGGAGAUCCUGCGCGCCGCAGGACUGCUCGUUUUUACUCAAGACACGAGAGCGGAGCCCUACAAGUCGCUAUUUUCGUUGGAUCGCUGGAAUCAUCUAUCAGACCUUUUCAUCCAAACGCAUCACGAGCUACUAUCGCUGCCGUCGCAGCCGCUAUUACAUAUUGCGUUGUCCGCUGGCCUCUCAGCACUCAAAACGCCUCUGUGCCAUUCCGCCUACACCUCCUCCAGCUCAAAUUCGCAGUCCACGACGACUUCAAUGUGUCCAAUAUGUUCGACAGAACUGAAUGAGCUGGCGCGCAAAAUGCCCUACGCACACCACUCGAAGAGCUACGUCGAGGGCGAUCCAAUUGUUUUGCCCAACGGCCGGGUGUAUGGAAAAGCGCGACUCCUGGAGAUCAGCAAAAAGAUGGGAUCCGUAGAGUCGGGCAAGGUCAAGGAUCCCACGACGGGCGAGGUCUUUGCCGAGAGCGAGAUGAAGAAAGUGUACAUCAUGUAA